AAGUGAACGAAAGCGCACAGCGCACAACGCGCAACGAAAGAAACGAGGGGGAGGGGUGUUCAGCGCAGCGCGCAAGUGCGGCAACAGCGCAGCGCAAACCGAAAGAAACGCGAGAGAGCAAGAACAGCUGAUCCGCGCAUCCAGCGCAGCGCGAGAGGAAAAAAACGGGAGGGAGGGGGUAUCAGCUGAUCAGCUGUUUUGUAUCGCGAGAGCGCCCCAUGUAAUUUGAAGGCAAACGAGAGAGCGCUGCGCGCGCUUACUCUCAAUUCGGAAAAAAAUCGCUUCCGCUCGACUAUGGCGGACAAUACAACUUCGACCGAACCCCUUCCCCCUGUUUCUACAUGCCCCUCGCCUGUAAAUUUCGCUCUCUUUGUCUGUCGGGGACCCUACUAGCAAUGAGAAUGUAAAAGUGUGCGUCUUUCAGGCGAGGGGCAUGUAGAAGCAGGGGGAGACGGUUGGAAAUACGCGGAAUUACGCGGCGGCGAGAGCGUGUUUUGCUUUCUACACAGUUUUUGCACUCACACAAUCACACAUGUGUGAAUGUGUGCGUUCACUUUCAGCCAGCGCACUCAGUUUGGUUUUCUCGCAGCGGCUUGCUGGUGUCGGUGUCUCGCUCGCACUAGUGCAGCGAGUGUUCCUCGUGCGUUCCCUUUCUUGCUACCACACAAAAUCGUCAGUACAGUUCAAGUCUUCGCAGCGUGAGGCAGCGCGCGUUUUAGCCUAAGUCCCGGGCGCUCGAUUAUUCAACAUACACAACAUACAGGCAGUAAGGCGGGUGCUUGAAGUGACGAUUUUUUUAAUUAUUUAUAAUAAAAAAUAUGUGUGGUUUUGUGACAAGAUUGUGGUUAGCGAUGUGUGGAACUGUGCCUUAAGUUUCAAUAAAGUGUUAAAAUAUCAAACGAGUUUGAUGUGUUUAAGUUUUAUUUCGAUGCAUGCGAUUUUAUUACGCUGCAAAUCAAAGUGAACGAAAGCGCACAGCGCACAACGCGUAACGAAAGAAACGGGGGGGAGGGGUUGUCCAGCGCUACGCGCAAAGUGCGGCAACAGCGCAGCGCAAACCGAAAAGAACGCACGGGAGGGGGUGUUCAGCGCAGCGCGCAAGUGCGGCAACAGCGCAGUGCAAACCGAAAGAAACGCGAGAGAGCAAGAACAGCUGAUCCGCGCAUCCAGCGCAGCGCGAGAGGAAAAAAACGGGAGGGAGGGGUAUCAGCUGAUCAGCUGUUUUGUAUCGCGAGAGCGCCCCGUGUAAUUUGAAGGCAUGCGAGAGAGCGCUGCGCGCGCUCACUCUCAAUUCGGAAAAAAAUCACUGCGCCUCGACUAUGGCGGCCAAUACAAAAUCGACCGAACCCCUUCCCCCUGUUUCUACAUGCCCCUCGCCUGUAAAUUUCGCUCUCUUUGUCUGUAGGGGAUGUUUUGGUGAAUGGGGUGUGUUGGUUGGUGGGCGAAUUAAAAUAAAUCUCGAACGGGUACGGGUGUGUGUGCGCGCAAGAAGAAGCAACAAAAGAAGAAGACAUGAAGUCGUUAACCGUUGGAAUUCUGGGCCGCUGCGGUACAGGUGCGGGCCUGUUCGGUGGCAGUCGCUCGUCGGAAGUAAUCGCAGCAAGUUUACCAUUUGUCCGCGCCAUCACCACCACCACCACUACCACCACUACAGGCGGUACAGCAACGGCGGCAGCUGGUUGUCAAGUGAGCUGUCAAAACAUUGGCGCCUCGUUGCAGUUGUGUUCGCGCACCGCGAUACCGUGGCAUUUCGGACGGACGACGGGACAACGGUUCUAUUCGCGCUACUCAGCCAACCGCAUCAUGACCGGGGCGGACACGUUCAGCUUUGCCGACUACGACUGCGUCGGGUUCGAUCUGGACAACACGCUGCUGCGCUACCGGAUCGGUGAGAUGAUCGAGCUGGAGUACCGCACGGUGGCCCGGUUUCUGGUCGAGCAGCGUGGCUAUGCCGGGCGACAUUUGCUGCAGCCGCUCGACAAGGACUUCCUGCAGCGCGGGCUAAUCAUUGACUUUCACCGGGGAAACAUCCUGAAGCUCGACCCGGACGGUGUCAUUCAGCAGGCGACGCACGGCACCAAGCGCAUGGCGGACGAGGAAAUCCGCGCCUACUACGGCGACGAGAAGCGGUGGGAGGUGACGAACGAGUACUGUCGGAACAUGCUCGUCGCGUGGAACGGCCCACUGUCGGAGCAGAUACGCACGGUGCUGGAUUACUUCGACAUCUGCGCCACGCUGCUGUUCGGCCGCGUGAUCGAUACGCUGGACGAGGACGCGCACGAGCGCAUCGGACGGUACAACGUGUGGCCCGACAUUCUCGACGGGCUGGUGUACAUGUACUCGAGGGACCACUUCGGUGCCAACAUCGGCGGCUACUUCGAGGCGCUGAAGGCCAACCCGGAGCGGUACCUGCAGAAAGCGUCCCCCGAGCUGGUGCGCUGGUUGCGCGAGCUGAAGAAAACGAAAACCACCUUCCUGGUGACCGGAUCGCAUAUCGAUUUCGCCAACUUUACCGCAUCGUACGCGUACGGUCCCGACUGGCCCGAGCUGUUCGAUGUGGUGGUUGGGUUCGCCAAGAAGCCGGGCUUCUUUACCGCGGGCAAGCCGUUCGUGCGGCUGGAAGGCCACGACGAGACGGAACCGCUGACGGCCGGCCAGCUGGAACGGUACGGCGUCUACUCGCAGGGCAACUGGCGCGAUUUGACCGUGCUGCUGGGUAAGAUCUGCCACAAGUCCAGCCCGCGCUAUCUGUACGUGGGCGACAAUCUCAUACAGGACAUGUACACGCCGUCCAAGUACACGACGGCCGACACGGUGGCGAUCGUGGAGGAGAUGGAAGCGGAAGGUAUGCGCGAUUGCGAUGCGGGCCAUCCGGACGCACCGUACAUCGUGUCCAAGUUCUGGGGAUCGUUCUUCACCACCCGGUCGGGACCGGGCGUGGAGGAUGCGUCGCUGUGGGCGGGCCUGAUAAAGCAGCACGCCAAGAUUUGCGUCCCGUCGAUGGAUGAGGUGGCCAAGUAUCCGAUCGAUCAUUGCUACAACAGCUUCACGGAGAACGUUAGCUGCAACGGUUACUAUCCGGCCGAGCCGCUGAAGUUGGUCAACAAUUGAAGCGCUGGCACGCUAUCUUUUGCUACUGUUUGUACUGUUUAUGGUCUGUUUGUAGUUGAGCGUGUGUAGUAGAGCUGAAGUGUGUUUUUAGGGCACAGGAGACAAAGUGUACGUGAUUGCAUUUGGCAUUUGGGUACACAAACAGUACCCUCUCAAGCAAGGACAAGAUAAAUAGCAAAACUUGAAUGUUGAUAGCGUAAUAGUUGCAGCCCUUCAACCUCUGCGAACCUACAAUAACAGUAUCUAUCGUUUGUGAGCGUUUACGACAGCGCUCAAAGUAUUCUAAAGAGCGUAACCGCUGGAAGGUUUGACGUUGGUAGGUUAGAAAUAGUUUCCGAACUAUACCCUUUUGCGAAUCGCGCUAUCUUGACUCCCUUUUUCCUACGUUUACCAACAUCCCCACUACAGUCAAACUUCUCUGACACAUACAAUGUUUUUAUCUAUGUUAGUAAAACCAGCCACAGCCCGAGAAAAGAUUGUUUGUGCGAUGAAUGGGAUGAUCUUUCGAUGUAAUUUAUCGCACCUCCCCCCCAUUGUAAAUGUCUGAUGACGCCGUUGAUCGUGGCAGAAAGCGCAUUAUUCAAAGAUCAGCAGUGUACGAGCGACGACGACGAAAUGCACAAAAUAAUGCCGAAAACAAAGCAUUCGUGUGUUAAAAAUAAUAUUAUUACGUUCUGGUUUGCAGUGAACAAAUAUGAGGCCAUAAAAAGUAGCUCAAAGCUACCAUUCCCUUUUAGGUUGUGUCUGUGGUCAGGCGAAGAAACGGAAUUAACGAUAUUUAAAAAAAAACUAGCUUCAAGCUCUGUUAAUCUGAAAGAUUAAAGUCCAACGAGACUUUCACGUUUAGCAGGUUUUUUUUUCUCUGUUCUGUCGAACCAAUCCAAAUUUUACAUCAUGUUCUUGAGAUUAACCAAGCGGCUGUCAAACCCCGGCGGAAGAUUACAAACCAUGCUAGCGGGCAAGCUGAUAAACAAAAAAAAAACAAUAAUUAGAUAGUAAUGAAGGUGUGUAGUGUAUUCUGCUCACAUGUGAAACAUGUCGAACUGCAAAUAAAUAAAGUAAACGGAAGCAAAAAGACAGCUAAACGUACAAAAAUCCGUACAA
Messenger RNA from Anopheles coluzzii, 4215 nucleotides. RefSeq names its product 5'-nucleotidase domain-containing protein 1 (gene Nt5a). The record is from RefSeq and is a predicted model, not a curated record. The coding region runs from base 1513 to 3111 and encodes 532 amino acids. Gene Ontology annotation, molecular function: 5'-nucleotidase activity. NCBI's taxonomy places the organism in Eukaryota, Metazoa, Arthropoda, Insecta, Diptera, Culicidae. The transcript is spliced from 2 exons.